AUGCUUCAGGAUCACUCCAAGAUGAGCAUUGCUCUAAUAGUGCUAUAUAUACCUGUGAUUCUGCUAUCGACUGGUCUCGCAUGCUAUCGACACAAGAGACCGCGCAUGGCAUGGAUCACCCUGAUGUUCUUCUCCACAAUUCGUAUCGCUGCGGGAAUAGUGGUGAUUAUUUCAGAGCAGAAGCCAAGCGUCGGCGUGAUGAUUGCCGCGACAAUCCUUCUCAAUGCCGGUGUGUUCCCAUUGAUCGCAGCUACCAUGGGCUACAUUCGAAUCAUCCAGCACAUAUCUAUAUCUAUUCGGCUGUAUAUAAGCCCAUACCUAUGGAUUCUAAAAUCAAACAGUGUGGCCGUUCAGCAAAGCAUGAGUCCCAAGAUCCAGCAAGGGUUGCGUUUGUCUCGCCUACUGUUCUUAGCGGGCAUUUCUUUAACCAUUGCGGGUGGAGCCUUGGAGGGAAGUGACACUACAAGUGAUGUCCCUAUUGGAAUGAAGUUGGUGAAAGCCGGCUAUAGCAUCGUCGUGGUAUUUGCCGCCAUCUUGUUGGCCAUCCAGGCAUAUUUCUGGACACAAUACUCGCUUUUUUCAAAGACAAGUCGGACGAUCCUCAAAGCUAUGGCUUUUGGUACGCCGUUUAUUGGUGUGCGUAUUACCUACUUGUUUCUAUCUGUACUCCAUGCAUCAGACCUCAGAUGGAAUGCCCUUCUCGGUCCGAUUGCCCCGUUUUUGGUCAUGGGACUGUUGAUGGAGUAUUUUGUUGUUUGCAUUUAUCUGAUCACCGGGCUUCUGAUCCCUGCACGCGCGAUACCAGCCAAUAAGGUUAUUCCUCUUUCUGAAGAAGAGACAUCAUGA
Molecule: messenger RNA, 846 nt
Organism: Penicillium longicatenatum
Lineage: Eukaryota; Fungi; Ascomycota; Eurotiomycetes; Eurotiales; Aspergillaceae
Exons: 4
Coding region: 1-846 (281 amino acids)
Source: RefSeq, a predicted model, not a curated record